This is a messenger RNA of Nannizzia gypsea CBS 118893, 954 nucleotides long. Its product is annotated as transcription factor tau subunit. Lineage: Eukaryota; Fungi; Ascomycota; Eurotiomycetes; Onygenales; Arthrodermataceae. The transcript has 4 exons. The record is from RefSeq and is a predicted model, not a curated record. The coding region runs from base 1 to 954 and encodes 317 amino acids.
AUGCCCCUAGACACUAUCUAUUUAACCAGACAUGGCCUUCGUCUGAACUGGUCCAUAGAUCUAUCUACAGGGACUUACCAUGCCCAUUACCCUACUCCAACCGGAAUACCUGUCGAUCCGACGCUGACUGGGCCCGGCGUGAGGCAGUCGCAUGAACUUGCAUCGUAUGUGAGCAGCGCCGAGUUCCAGCCAAAGCCGUGCAGGAUAUACAGCAGUCCGUUCUACCGCUGUUUACAGACUAUACAGCCGACAGUACAGGCGCUGAGGGUGCUGGAGAAGAAGGGGAAUGCUGAUUUGCGUGUGCGGGUAGAGAAUGGCCUUGGGGAAUGGUUUGGACACUCAUCCUCGUUUACACACCCUUCACCGGCAUCAGUUAACGACCUGGACCCUCUAUUCCCGUCGCUUAUCGACACAUCGUAUACCGCCCACGUAUACCCCAACCCGAGCGGGGAGACAAUUGCUCAACUUCAUGACCGAAUUGCAACCGCUCUGAACGCCAUAGUAGCGGAUGUAGACCGUGAGAUACAAGAAUACGAACGAACGCACCCGGAGUCCGUUGGGAAAAGCCAUGCGAUUAUCAUAUGUGGACAUGCGGCGCCAUUGAUCGCUAUGGGGCGAGCGUUGACGGGGAAUAUGCCCGAGGAUUCGUCUACGGAUGACUUUAAGGUGUUUACGGCGGGAAUGAGUACGUUUAAGAGACGUGCACUGGGAGAUAGGGGUCUCGAUGAACCCGGCUCGGUUUCCGGCAGGGCGGCGCCUAUCUGGCGCGGUGGUAAGGGCAUUAGAGGCGGUUGGGAUUGUGUAGUGAAUGGGGAGUGCAGGUAUCUAAGUAAUGGGGCCGAACGGGGAUGGCACUUUCAUGGCGAAGAGGAUUUUAAUUCAAUGCCUUCUUCAGGGGUGGUAGAGGACUCCGGGUCGAGGAAUGAUAUUUCCAGCGCAUCGACCAAGCUUUGA